AGACUGCCUCAAGAUUCCUGGCCACCUGAACCACUGCAGAUACCUCCUUUCCUGGCCGCCCCACCCUGCACUCCAGACACCAUGAAGCUUCCUUCCACAAAGGUCUCCUGGGCCGCCGUGACGCUACUGCUGCUGCUGCUCCUGCCGCCCGCGCUGCUGUCUCCCGGAGCGGCCGCGCAGCCCCUGCCCGACUGCUGUCGUCAGAAGACGUGCUCCUGCCGCCUCUACGAGCUGCUGCACGGAGCUGGCAAUCACGCUGCUGGCAUCCUCACCCUGGGCAAGCGGCGGCCGGGCCCCCCCGGUCUCCAGGGUCGGCUGCAGCGCCUCCUGCAGGCCAGUGGCAACCACGCCGCCGGCAUCCUGACCAUGGGCCGCCGCGCAGGCGCAGACCCAGUGCCGCGCCUGUGUCCCGGGCCGGGCUGUCCCGCCACGGCUGUCACCUCCGUCGCUCCUGGGCGACUGUCUGGGGUCUGAAGCGUUCUUCGGGCCCCCUCCUGCUUCUGCUCUCUUCCCUAUGCCCACCCGGCAUCGGCCCCCAGAAAUACGGCAAUAAAGGCAAGUCUCC
Molecule: messenger RNA, 565 nt
Organism: Otolemur garnettii (small-eared galago)
Lineage: Eukaryota; Metazoa; Chordata; Mammalia; Primates; Galagidae
Gene: HCRT
Product: hypocretin neuropeptide precursor
Exons: 2
Coding region: 82-474 (130 amino acids)
Biological process (GO): neuropeptide signaling pathway; feeding behavior
Source: RefSeq, a predicted model, not a curated record